AUGGCCAAUAUACCAACACAAUAUUUGCCGACAGGAAAUCAGUUUCAAGAAUUGAUCGCUAGUUCCGAGAAUGACCCGAAACGAUUGCAACUUGCCUAUGAGAUCCAUAGAACCAAUCGGAACAGCUUUUUCGGUAACCAAAUCUGCCAGCGUGGAUUCCAUGAAUGGAAAGAAGAUACCAUUCUUUCCAAAGUCCUCGAGGCAGAGAAGGGGUUGACAGACUUCGUUGAUCCAAGACACAACCUUGCCUUUUGGGCGCGGCCCCCACAGCAUAUUCGUGAAUUGGUCCACAAGAUCCAGAAAAUAAUCGGUCCAUUGAUUGGACCAGGUCUCUGGAUCGUCCCUCCGGAUCAUCUACACAUGACCACGCUCGAGAUCAGAUCAGAACUGACAGGACCCGAGAUCGACGAGGUUGCCUCUUCACUCGGACAGAGCGGGCUGGUGGAAGAAUUGGCGAACUACACUCUCACUCAUCGUGCCCGAUUGGUGAAGCCGGUGAUUAGCUAUGAUACUUCUGCUAUUGCCCUGAGCUUUGUUCCUGCGGCCGGCGAGGAGGAUCUCAAUGAGUAUAGUGGGAAAGAUGACCAGUUCACGUAUCACCAUCUGCGGAGUGAUCUCUAUGACAUCGUGACUGGAUCUGGUUGCGAUAUUGCGGCAAGGUAUACUGUUCCCUCCGCGCAUAUCACCAUUGCUCGAUUCGUUACGCCUAGUGGGCUUGAAGAUGGCAAGGACUCCCCGAAAGAAGCUAGGAAGAAGGCCUUACAGCUCAUUGAUGAGAUUGAGGAACUAAACCAAGAGCUCCGCUCUAAUGUGUGGAGAAGAUUGGGUGAUCCGUCGCAAGGGGAAUGGGUAGUUGGCCAUGAGAAGGGGUUGGAAUUGAUGAAAGGUCGAACAUGGUAUGGAAAGGGCGAUAGUAUUGUCAACAUUCCCAAAACCCGCCGGACGUACUGCAAGUCCAAGGACUGCCACAAGCACCAGCAGCACAAGGUCACCCAGUACAAGGCUGGCAAGGCCUCCCUCUUCGCCCAGGGUAAGCGUCGUUACGACCGGAAGCAGAGUGGUUACGGUGGUCAGACCAAGCCCGUCUUCCACAAGAAGGCCAAGACCACCAAGAAGGUCGUCCUGCGUCUCGAGUGCACUGCUUGCAAGGCCAAGAAGCAGCUCGCCCUGAAGCGCUGCAAGCACUUCGAGUUGGGUGGUGACAAGAAGACCAAGGGUGCUGCCCUCGUUUUCUAGAUUGUUCAAUUUCCUUGUUCGGCUUCUGGGUUUCCUGCAUUGCACAAAGUGCUUCGCUGUUUGUGCGGAGCAUAUAUGACAUUGGCAAUGGAAAAUUGAAAUAGGAAUUCGUCUAUUCAAAAACACCUUUCAUGA
Molecule: messenger RNA, 1371 nt
Organism: Penicillium bovifimosum
Lineage: Eukaryota; Fungi; Ascomycota; Eurotiomycetes; Eurotiales; Aspergillaceae
Product: 60S ribosomal eL42 domain-containing protein
Exons: 6
Coding region: 1-1236 (411 amino acids)
Biological process (GO): translation
Cellular component (GO): cytosolic large ribosomal subunit; ribosome
Molecular function (GO): structural constituent of ribosome
Source: RefSeq, a predicted model, not a curated record